AUGUCUGACUCUACUGUGCUACGGAACUUCAGUCUGCGAAACGUCAGCUCAAACAGGCCCCAGGUAUAUCGAACAGAGUCGGCACAGUCAGCUACCGUACAGUCAGUCGCUACAUCAGAAGACUACUUCUCUUUCUCAGAUCGAGCUUCAAGUCUAGACAGCCAAGUCACUGCAAUGCAGUUCGCAACCCCAGGGUCACAUGCCUCUUCUGGGGCAUCUUCACCAACUAUUCCUCGAAUGCUACAGCCAAACGUGAUUCGACAGGAACUACCAACAGAAGUAUCAACUCCCGCACGCCCGACUACUUCUAGCACAGUUCGCUUUGGACAGGACCAGAUUGCGAAGAUCAGCCCAAAGUCUGACGAAACAGUUCGACGUGUCCCGAGUGACCAUGCCAGUCCAGCGCCAACGCCAGGGUUGGACGACUCUCCAUACGUGCGUUUUGCAAUUGACCAACUGACUCGGGAUGAAAGCGGCCAUGGGCCGACAAGACAGGACUCAGUCUCGACCAAGGAUGAUGACUAUCCUAUCGACCGUUUAGUGUGGGACGAGGGACUGGGAUAUUUUACUCGCACUCGCACACCUAUUCGGUACUUGGAGACACCGCAGAGGCCUAUUCGCAAUACUCCAUCACCCCAGGCCUUGCCACAAAGACCUGACUCAGUCGACCCGGAAAGCUUUGUGGCGGUCGACCCUCCCGAAAAAAGCCUGAUAUACCCUGCUUUGGACUAUUUGCCAGUGGUCCUUCGGCCUUGGGCUCUGGGUGUUGGUAUUUUCUGCUGCCUUCUCAUGAUCGCCGGUGUCGUGUUCUGCAACGUUUGGUCUCGUCGCCAUGAUGGAAUUUGGUUAUAUGACGGGACUGAUACUUCGAGGUAUUUUGUAAUGCAGUUUCUUCCUCAAAUCCUCUCUGCGCCAAUAAUUAUCUGGACUUUUGUGGUUCAAGCCGCAGUAUACCGCAUAUCACCUUUUGCAAUUAUGGCGGCCGAGCGCAAUCAUGGCCACGUUCUACAGGGUCUGCCUAUUAUCUCGAAAAACUUCAUCAUACCUGACUUUUCCCAUUUUCGAUAUGGAGAGCCCCUGAUUGGGUUUACUCUUUUCACAAUCUGGCUGUCCAACUUCUUUGCGAUUCCCCUUCUGAGCUGCCUUUUUCAAGCCAAGUUUUACGUCGUUGACGGCCAGGGUCUGUGGAAGUGGUCUUCGGUGCAGGCGAUCGGCUGGACUUUGGUGGCGAUGUAUGGUCUUUUGGCUAUCGGUCUGCUGCUACUCCUGGUCCGAUUUAUUCGUGGAUUGACGGGCUUGAUGUGGGAUCCGGUCUCCAUUGCAGACCUGAUUUCUAUCAUCCAGAGAUCCAACGUCCUCCAUGAUUACGAGCACUCUGAGACUGUUCCAUCUGUGCGGGAAACGCUUGAUCCUCGUGUACUCCGCAUCGGCUAUUGGAAACUAUCCAUGAAACGUGAUAUCUUUUACGGCAUAGGCGAGAUGGAUGCUUCCAUUCGCACACCAUCACUUCACCAGACAGAGAAAGUCAGGGACCAGCCUCAGGGACUAGCCAAAGUCAAGUUUGAUCUUGAAAAUAACGGUACAUAUGCCAACAAUCCUCUUGACGAGCACCUCUACUCCAGCUUCACUCGAUACCGCUGGACACCCUGGUUCCUACGCAGAGCCACCGUGAUAAUCUGGGUCCUCAUCCUGCUUGCUCUUUUCAUCGCAUUCGUUGUGGUCAGCUUCGUCAACCACGCAAUUGAAGAUGGCUUCGCUCCCAGACUGCCAACUCUCCCAUCAGUUAGCGCAUUCUCCGCAUCGAACUUCCUCUACAGCUUCAUCCCCGCGCUGAUUGGAAACUUCCUAUUCCUAGCCUGGCAGCCGAUAGACACCUACUUCCGGGCCCUGCAGCCCUUUGUCGAGCUCUCAUCCCCUCAAGGAGCCCCAGCAGAGACCAGCAUCCUCCUCACCUAUCCCUCCUCCCUCCCAGUUCAAAUCACAAUCCAAGCUAUCAUCAACGGCCAUUUGAAAGUCGCAUGGCUCUCCUUUAUGAGCCUAAUCACCAUCGCCAUUCCCAUUCUCGCCGGCGGUAUCUUUAUCGCACUUUCAUACGGCCAGAAUGUAAUCCGCAUCUCCGCCGUCCUGCCAGCAUACUACACCCUGAUCGCAUUCUGCGCUCUAUACGCUCUAUCCUUCAUGGCUACUUGGCCCGGUCGCCACCGCUACCUUCCGCAUGACAUCAGCACGCUCGCAGAUCUAGUGAGCUUCCUCUAUCAAUCCCCUCUACUCGCAGACAAGCUACUUCGUGAGCCGCGAAGCAAAACAGACCUCGUCACCCGUCUCAUCAUCGCCCCUCCCUCUGAGCGCUUGUUCCCAUCUUACGGCUUCGGUAUCUACGUGGGCCGGGAUGGUCGAGAGCACCUCGGCAUCGAUCGCAUCCACCGGCCUGGUCGAACAGACAUGCUCAUCACCGCUAGAUCUUCGAAAUAG
Messenger RNA from Penicillium taxi, 2472 nucleotides. Its product is annotated as DUF3433 domain-containing protein. NCBI's taxonomy places the organism in Eukaryota, Fungi, Ascomycota, Eurotiomycetes, Eurotiales, Aspergillaceae. The transcript has 2 exons. The record is from RefSeq and is a predicted model, not a curated record. Bases 1 to 2472 code for a protein of 823 amino acids.